AUGCUGUGCUUGCUGACUGCUGUCCCUAUAGUGGCUCUUAUUGCUUUCGUUGUAUUUCUGAUUGCCCUUGCAAGAUCAGAUGGGGACUUACAGCUCAUGUUUAAAACCAAAUUUGGAAAGCCGCCUGACAGUCUAGCAGGGAAAGUUGUGUGGAUCACUGGAGCAUCCAGUGGUAUUGGUGAACAUAUAGCUUACUGCUUGGCAAAAGCAGGGUGUAGGCUGGUCCUCUCUGCAAGAAGAACAGAAGAACUUGAAAGAGUCAAACAGAAAUGUCUGCAAAUAAGUGCAGGCAAACUGUCGGAGGAUGAUAUUUUAGUCCUGCCUCUCGAUGUUGUUGCCUAUGACACCCAUAAACCAGCAGUGCAGAAAGUUUUAGAGACAUUCAAUAAGAUAGAUAUUCUUGUGAACAAUGCAGGAAGGGGUCAGCGAGCUCUGUGGUUGGAUGUUGACUUGAGUGUAGACCGUGAACUGUUUGAGAUCAAUGUCCUUGGACCAGUAUCCUUGACUCAGGAGGUGCUGCCACACAUGAUACAGCGGAAACAAGGUCAUGUUGUUGUUGUGAGCAGUGUGGCCGGAAAACUUGGGGCCGCCACCUUCAGAUCAUAUGUUGGAUCUAAGCAUGCCAUUCAUGGUUACUUUGAAAGUCUUCGGACAGAAAUGUAUGAACAUAAUAUCGAUGUGACCCUAGUAUGUCCCGGUCCGGUAGUCUCCAACAUGGCACGGGCGUUUGUCACCGGAAAACCAGGGGAGGUAAAUACACAUCUUUUUUGUCAACUUUUUCAUAUUAGGUUAACUUUUUGUAGAAUUAGGUCAACUUUUUGGUAA
Molecule: messenger RNA, 825 nt
Organism: Candidula unifasciata
Lineage: Eukaryota; Metazoa; Mollusca; Gastropoda; Stylommatophora; Geomitridae
Source: the annotation of a GenBank genome assembly